This is a messenger RNA of Thlaspi arvense, 501 nucleotides long. The record is from the annotation of a GenBank genome assembly. Lineage: Eukaryota; Viridiplantae; Streptophyta; Magnoliopsida; Brassicales; Brassicaceae.
AUGGGAAGGGCUCCUUGCUGUGCCAAGGUAGGGCUGCACCGAGGUCCCUGGACCGCCAAGGAGGACGCAUUGCUCACCAAGUAUAUUCAGGCCCAUGGCGAAGGCAGUUGGAGAUCUCUCCCCAAGAAAGCCGAGCCCGAAAAGCUGAAAGUCCACAACCCGAAAGCUAUUAGGAUCACUUCCCUGAGCUUUUUGUCGAGGAACAACAGCUUCGACUUGGCUCCUAGAAACGAAGGAGUUAUACAAGUUCCCUGGUCUAAUUUUAAAAAGGAUGCUGAACGUUAUGACAGUGGGGUAGGCUUCCUUAUCAACGACGAUGAUCAAAAUCGAGAUCGAGACCCUGACAUUUUGAACGGCUUAGAUCCGCUGAAGUGCCAGACUGACCUUCCCAUGUCGGACACCAACCUAGAAAAGCUGUACGAGGAGUAUCUUCAACUUCUUAAGACAGAAGAUAACGACCAAGUUCAGUUGGAUUCCUUUGCUGAGUCCCUCCUCAUUUGA